UCUUAUAGGGAAGCCCUGGUUGUUUUCAUCUAGUUUACCAACACUGGCGCCUUGAAAACCUGCAUUUCAUUGUUUUGUUUUGCUUAUAAAUUUUCCUUGUUAAAUUGUUUGUAACUAGAAAUACUUAAUUAAUGGCGAGUGCUAAUAAAGAUAUUGUGCCGGUGAAGGAGUCCGGUCCUUUUACCUCGCAUUGCGUCCACUUGGAAGCGGGCCCUUCGCAAUUUACGGUGCGCGCCCUCAAAAUGCAGGGCAGCACCAUGCUGUUUGUGAAUCCCAAGGAAUCGGAGGUUCUCGAGGAGCUAGCGGUGGCCAUGCCCCCUCGUAAUCCCACCAGCACUGAGCCCCUAUCCUCCACCAUUCUGGGCGGCCAUGGACAGACCGAUUCCUCUGUUCUGGCCGCCAAACUGAGCAAACGCUAUCGCCGGCAGUUCUAUGUGAGCCUGAACCUCAAACUGGACCGACUGGUGGGCCCUCUGUUUGAGAAAUCGCUUGUCACCUACAUGCACGACCAUCUGGAGCACUUCGCCUGAGGCCCGCCACCGAUGACACGGCGCCGCGUGGGGGUCACCAUCUAUUUCGGGGACCGGCGGCUACCCCACGGACACAACUCCACCGUACUCCAGAAAUCUUGCUAUCUGGGAUCUCCGAUUCCCGAUCUCCGCUCAGACGUCAGGCGGCGGCCGAGUGUGCGCGAACUUUAAACGUAUCGCUGAACCGAUUUUUCGUUCAAUAAAUUUAUUGCCCUAAGUAA
Messenger RNA from Drosophila rhopaloa, 751 nucleotides. RefSeq lists its product as uncharacterized. Gene Ontology annotation, biological process: proteasome assembly. The record is from RefSeq and is a predicted model, not a curated record. Bases 132 to 530 code for a protein of 132 amino acids. The transcript is spliced from 2 exons. NCBI's taxonomy places the organism in Eukaryota, Metazoa, Arthropoda, Insecta, Diptera, Drosophilidae.